AUGGUGUCAGCCGGAGACUUCGCCUACAUUCCUAUCGUUGUGUUUACAAGUUAUUUUGGUGGAAAGGGAAAUCGAGCCAGAUGGAUCGGUGGCGGCUGCAUGUUGAUUGCCAUCGCUAAUCUUCUAAUCAGCUCCUCCAACUUUUUAUUUCCUGUGGAGGAGUACCAUGUGAACAGCACUUACAUUCCUAGCUCAUUGGCUUAUGAAGUCAACAGAUUUGUACUCAAUGUUUCAACAGAUGAAAAUUGGUUCAAUAGAACGUUGCGAGAAAUCGAUCCCAAAGGAGAAGCUCUUGGCACCUAUGUGAGU
Molecule: messenger RNA, 309 nt
Organism: Ostertagia ostertagi
Lineage: Eukaryota; Metazoa; Nematoda; Chromadorea; Rhabditida; Trichostrongylidae
Source: the annotation of a GenBank genome assembly